AUGUCUGACCUCGAAGCGGUGGUAAGGUAAGUUAGUUAAGCUUGAGCUUCAUCAUGUUUACAGCUUGCAGCAGUAUUUUUUAAAAAAUUCUUUUUUAAUUUCGGUUUAUUUUCAGGAAAAAGACUGCUGGUUUCGAAAAAGGUACUUUAACAUGGUUACGUCGGCUACGAUCAAAAGAAUGGUUUAAGAAGAUUGAAAAGUUUUCCGGUGUUGAAUCACAUGGCGAAGUACGUCUUCUUAUGUUUUAUUUAUGUAUUUGGGUUUAUAUUUGGUCAAAAAACGUGGUUUGGUAUUGUUUUAGGUGAUAGUGUAGGACUGGUAACUUUUUUUUUUAAAUUUUGAAGUUUUAACUGGAUGUUUUGGUUAGAGUCAAAUAUUAUAUUGUAACGCAUCUUAAUGUUGAGCUUUGUGCAGAUUUAUGGAAGAGUAGGGUUAUUGGUUUAGAAGAUAUGACACAUUUACUGGAACCGUGCCAAGUUUAAAUUCAAAAAUUUCUCUUAUUUUGUUGUGCUUUGAACUUUUAUUCAUAACAUUGUGAAUAAAAGAGCCAAUGCACGGCUCCCCAAAAAUAGAAAAUUAUGAAAAAAUCGAUUGUAGACAUUUCGUCGCCUCCACGAUUGAUUCGAAUAAUUAAAAAUAAAAAAAAAUAUAUUUUAAAUUACACGAUUUAUAUGUUGUAAGACAUGGUUUUAGUUUUAAAUUUUGUUCAAUAUUAACUAUAUUUUUCCGCUUCUCUGGGAACAAAACCGAUGAAAAUCCGUAAAGUUUGGACCCUAUUACAGCCGAAAACACGACAAAAAAUAAAAAAGCGGCCGCAAUAACGAAAAGUCACAAAUUAUCGAAAAAGACGAUCGAUAACGAAUCUAUAUUUUGAUUGAUUUUGCGGUUUGGGGAGCCGUGCAAUGUCACAACAUUUCGUAUUAUGAUACUAUAUAGUAUGGUACUUUUAGGAAAAACCCCUACCGAAUGGUCUGUCCAGACGUGAAUUAAUACCAUGUUGUUCCGAAGCUUGUGUAGCUGCAUUCGAUCAAAGUCUGGUAGAUAUUGGCGAGGUGUUGAUUGAAAAUAAGCUUAGGCUCAAGUAUAAGAAUGAAGAGGAUGCUGCUAAAAUCAAUCUUCUUAAAGAUUCUGAAGACGUUGAAGAUUUUUUCGUGAAGGUUCAGAAGGCAAAAGGAGAUAUUAAGGAUGCCGAGGAUGAGCUUGCUGUAUUGGACAAGGAAACCGAGUUUCUGAAGAAUUGUUUGGAGAAGUUGAAAGAUAUGACAGGUAAGAGAAUUUGAGGAAGGUUUGGGUUUAAAAAUAAAAAAAAAAUUGAAAUUUUAAAAUUGAUUUUACAGUGCAGAUUUUUUGUUGCACUGUGCAAGCUUUUACCGGAUUUUUUAAAAUAUGAUAAAAAUUGACUUUUUUGACUAUUUUAUGGCGUUGUGGGCAUGUAUAGUACAUUUUUGAUAUUUCCAGAAAUUUUGGUACCAUACUGUGAUAGCCUUCAAGAGCCACAAAAUAUCGACCAAUUUUUGGAAAAAUUGCAAAAUCCAGUUGAAAAUGAACCGAAACCAGCAAUUAAUGAAGACUUUUUGUAAGUUUUGGCAUUUGUAAUGUAAUUUUGGCUUAGUUUUAAAUUUUACACAGUUUUGAACUAUAGGCUUAAGUUUAGGCUUAUUUAUUUAGGCUUAAGGAUAUAAAUUAAAAAAUUGUUUGAAAUAAGGAAGAUAGGCUUGUUUUAACCACUUUUAUUUUUUUUUCUUUACAGUGACGUCCUAAAGGAAAUAGAAGCCGAAAAUAACCGACAGGUAAAUAGUGACACUUGCGCUGAUGAGGAUCUCAAAAUGGAACGGACUGGUGACAAUAAAGCUGAAUACGCUGAUGUAUGUCGACUUAAAACUACUAUUCUAUCAAAGCAAUGUGAUUUGGCAACGAAUUUCAUCGACAACAUCUUCAAUGAAGCUACUGACCAAAAUGCGAGUUGUAUCUGA
Molecule: messenger RNA, 1973 nt
Organism: Bursaphelenchus okinawaensis
Lineage: Eukaryota; Metazoa; Nematoda; Chromadorea; Rhabditida; Aphelenchoididae
Source: the annotation of a GenBank genome assembly